UUAUGCAUUAGUUUGACAUUAUGUUAUGAACUUUAUCAAAAUUUAAUCAAAUUCUAAGCACCAUGAAGAGUGCGUAUAAGUAAUCAUAGUUUACAGAAAUUAUUAAUGUAGACAUGGACGUUUUAACCGAUCAAAAACCAAAUAGUCUGGAUUCUCUUGAAAUUCAGCAAUCGCAUGUAACCACGGUAGACUCGUGUUUCAGUUCCACCCAUUGGGGCAGUGUUAAAAUGAGAGAGAAACGAUAUGACAAAAGUGAAACACAAAGGAAAAGAAAUUCGAAAAACCGCUUAUCAAAUAGGAGAAGUACAGGACCAAUAUCACCUGAUGAACUAGAAGCAGCUAUAGCUCUGGAAGUAGCAAAUCAAAACGAGUAGGUAAAUUGUAGAAUAGUUAGGCACCUAUCUGUAAAAUUACUUAUAGGUAGGUACGUGUAUGUAAAUAUACAAUAUCAUUUUAAUAGCGUGUUUACUAAAUAUUUAUACAAAAUAUGUA
Messenger RNA from Agrilus planipennis (emerald ash borer), 492 nucleotides. RefSeq lists its product as uncharacterized. Bases 114 to 374 code for a protein of 86 amino acids. Lineage: Eukaryota; Metazoa; Arthropoda; Insecta; Coleoptera; Buprestidae. The transcript has 3 exons. The record is from RefSeq and is a predicted model, not a curated record.